CGGGCAGCGAGGCGGGGCCGGCGGCCGCUGGCGCUGCCCCGGAGCCGCCGCGGGACGGGCGCCCGGAGCCGCUGCCGGCGCGGCGAGCGAGGGGACGGGCGGCUGCAGGUGUGCCGGAGCUUGACACAUUUAACAAAACCGCUGGAAACUGCUCUCAUCAGUGGCAAAAAGUGCUUUGGAAGCCUGGUUCGGACCUGUGAGUUUCUGCCUCAUCUCUGGAACUGCCCUCAUCAGCAGAGUGAACACUGAUGCCUGGAGUAGCAGAUUGUGCAUAAGCAGACAUCUCUGUCUUUAUCUGCAGCUGCUGCAGGAAGUCAGCUGCAUGUCUGUGGUGCAGCUGCAAGAAUGACUUGACUGGUUUGCAUUCAUGGCUCUUGGAUGAUCUGGUGAACCAUGGAGCUCAAAGUAUGGGUGGAUGGAGUGCAGAGAAUCGUGUGUGGGGUCACCGAAGUCACAACAUGCCAGGAAGUUGUGAUAGCCCUUGCUCAGGCCAUUGGGCGCACCGGGCGCUACACGCUGAUCGAGAAGUGGCGGGACACGGAGCGGCACCUGGCGCCGCACGAGAACCCCAUCGUGUCCCUCAACAAGUGGGGACAGUACGCCAGCGACGUGCAGCUGAUCCUGCGGCGCACCGGGCCCUCCCUGAGCGAGCGGCCCACGUCGGACAGCGUGGCGCGCAUCCCCGAGAGGACUCUGUACCGGCAGAGCUUGCCGCCCCUGGCCAAGCUGAGGCAGCCCGGGGACAAGGCCAUGAAGAGGAGGGAGCCGAAAAGGAAAUCCCUCACCUUCACCGGCGGCGCCAAGGGGCUAAUGGACAUCUUCGGGAAGAGCAAGGAAUCAGAGUUCAAGCAAAAGGUGCUCAACAACUGUAAAACAACAGCAGAUGAGUUGAAGAAACUGAUCCACCUCCAGACGGAGAAGCUUCAGAGCAUUGAGAAGCAGCUGGAGUCCAACGAAGCCGAGAUCCGCUACUGGGAGCAAAAGUACAAUGCUAGCCUGGAAGAAGAAAUCCUCAAACUGGAGCAGAAGAUCAAACGGAACGAAGUGGAGAUCGAGGAGGAAGAGUUCUGGGAAAACGAGCUGCAGAUCGAACAAGAGAAUGAAAAGCAGCUGAUGGAGCAGCUGCAGGAGAUGAGGCAGAGGAUCCUGGAGUGUGAGAGUAAGCUCAAGGACUAUGUGUCUCAGAUCCACAACAUGGAGAGUGGCCUUGAAGCAGAGAAGCUGCAGCGAGAAGUUCAAGAGUCCCAGGUGAACGAAGAAGAGGUCAAGGAAAAGAUCGAGAAGGUGAAGGGAGAAAUUGAUAUUCAGGGCCAGCAGAGUCUGAGAUUGGAAAAUGGCAUUAAAGCAGUAGAAAGGUCUUUGGGCCAAGCUACCAAGCGAUUACAGGACAGGGAACAAGAACUGGAGCAACUGACCAAGGAGCUGCGCCAGGUGAACCUGCAGCAGUUCAUCCAGCAGACGGGAACCAAGGUGACGGUGCUGCCCGCAGACCCCGUGGAGGUGGAGGCCCCGCAUGUGGAGCUCGAGAGAGAGCCAGCCUUUCAAUCCGGGUCACUGAAGCGCCCUGGCUCAUCGAGGCAACUCCCCAGUAACCUUCGGAUCCUACAGAACCCCCUGUCAUCUGGUUUUAACCCAGAGGGCAUUUAUGUAUGACAGUAUGUACCUCUUCUAGAGAGGACCUAGCAAGGUACCCUGGACAAGAUACACUUUAUUUUAUUCAGCCAAUGAUGAAUGGAAGAAGUUUGUCUUGUUUUGUUUUUUUUGUUACACCACCGUGUUAUUUCUUCUUCUUCCUCCAACACCACUUGGAGCCAUACCCUGUGCACUGAUGCUAAAGAGACAGGAACUGUCUCGAUUCAUAACUGGCAAGGAUGACCUUGCUGUCAACACAGCUUGAGUGCAAAAACCUUCAUUGUUUUUGCCACUUCAGAAGUGUUUGGGAAAGUAUUGUUCCUUGUAUAGUCAUAAAUGGAAGACUGAGGGUGAAGGAAACCGUGUAUGCAACUUAUCUAAGGUUUAAUUUAUUCCCUUUAAUCAAUGGACCUGUGAAUGUUGACCUUUUAUAUUUUUAUUUUUAACUUGUGAAUUAUCACGUAUGGCUGUGUGUCAGUCUGACGAGGUGACUUUAAUUUGUGUGUACCAACAUCCCCCAUCUGAUCAAGUACAGCAACCUGCAAUGCAGAGUUCUGAGGGGUGCUGAACCAUUGCAGUGGUUUCUCACCACUAACUUUGUUCAUUUCUGUCAUGGGUCAUCAUAUGUCAUGUUCCAUCCAUUGCUACCUUUUAAGGCUUGAAAAGUGAGCUUGUGGGAUUUACUUGCUGUUGUAUCUACCUUGAAUGAAGCACCUAGUGUUCAAAAGAUUUAUGGAUUUUAAACCUUGGCUUGGUAAAAAUAUUUCCAGCAUAUGAUUGAGGAUGCACUAGUUAGAUGAUAUUUUAUUAUAUAGAAUGUAUAUUUGAAAUAUUUUGCCACAUUGUAUAUGCCUUUUGAGAAAAGAACAAUGUAAGAAGUUGUCUUCAUAUAUCUUACCAAAAGAGAGUAGGAGGCUUUCACUGUGUGUGAUUUUGUACUUCAUUUUUUUCACUAGCCAUUACAGUGUUCUUGUUUUGUUACAAAUCUUGCUGUUUGAGGGGAAGAAAGACACAACACAAAUGAGUAUCCACUUCCAACCUUCCAGAAUCUGCUCAAGUUUUGUGAAGGGAAUAAACCUGGCAGAGUCCCAAGAAGUCAGUAGCAGAACAGGAGUGAGGCCAGGAUUUCAUUCAGCUCCCUGGUGGAUACAUUUGGUCCCUCUGAAAGACAGUCACUUAGAGAAUGUAAAGCUUCCAAGCAGAAAAUUCACACAUUUGGUGGUCAUUUUUCACAAUACAUAUGAAAAGAGAACAUUGUCACAUCUUGAUAUUGCUCUAAUGCAAUCAAAGCUAAGAAAGAAUUAGACAAAAAGGGUUUCCUGCAGAAAGUAGCUGUUCCCAUAUAGCUCAUUGGUUGCAGGCCUUGAAGUGAGAUUGUUGCAGGGGGCACCAGGUUUGUGGGGAAAGGGACUGGCAUCAUUGGGACACACUGUAAAUGUUGGGGGCUGGCCUCAUGGAUGACUUAGGGAAGGGAUGGGCCUUCCCUGGUUUGGAUUUCCAGUUCUGACAGCAACUCACAGCAUCAGCCCCACCUUGGAGAUGCCCUGGGCACAAGGAGGGGACACUGUGCCCCCACUGCAGUGCUGAAAACUUGGGCUCCUGAUGCCCUCCUUGGCAGGGUCAGGAUUUUACCACUGCUAGGAAACUCCAAGCUUUUAGCCAUAGAACAAUACUUAACUUGUAGCAUCCUCUUGUGUUGAUUCACUGAUGUGCAGAUAAAUGUUAAUUUAAGUCUCCUUUUCUAAAAAAGGAGCUUCCUGACAAAUGGAAGUUUUUAAAGAUAUAGCAGAAGAUGAAGGAUUCUUGAGUGUUUAAUGCAUUUUUUUUCCUUUCCACUUUAUUAAUGGCAUCAUAUAUUCUAAAAAUGCUGCUGUAUUUAGACUUACAGCAACAGAUAAGGCUGUGAAUAUAUAAAGGACCUUUCCAAAUGGACUCUGAAUUUUUACUGUUUGACUUAUCAGGUCUUUUUUUUUUUUUUUUUCCAUCUUCCCUUGUGAGCAAACUGGAAAAUGAGAUAUUCCUACCUGAGGAACCUUUGCAGUGCUCACCCAUUUUACUAUUAGUUUAUCACAAUUCCAUGCUCAUGUUUACUGUGCCCAUAAAUUUGUAUUAAAAAAAAAGAAUGUGUGUGUACAUAUAUAUAUAUAUAUAUAUAAA
Messenger RNA from Zonotrichia leucophrys gambelii, 3789 nucleotides. RefSeq names its product Ras association domain family member 8 (gene RASSF8). The record is from RefSeq and is a predicted model, not a curated record. Lineage: Eukaryota; Metazoa; Chordata; Aves; Passeriformes; Passerellidae. Gene Ontology annotation, biological process: signal transduction. Bases 394 to 1653 code for a protein of 419 amino acids. The transcript is spliced from 7 exons.